Messenger RNA from Aureobasidium namibiae CBS 147.97, 1734 nucleotides. RefSeq lists its product as uncharacterized. The transcript is spliced from 3 exons. Gene Ontology annotation, biological process: malate metabolic process; pyruvate metabolic process. Gene Ontology annotation, cellular component: mitochondrion. The record is from RefSeq and is a predicted model, not a curated record. Gene Ontology annotation, molecular function: malate dehydrogenase (decarboxylating) (NAD+) activity; NAD binding. Bases 1 to 1734 code for a protein of 577 amino acids. NCBI's taxonomy places the organism in Eukaryota, Fungi, Ascomycota, Dothideomycetes, Dothideales, Saccotheciaceae.
AUGUCUUCCUCAGCAUCAAUCGCCCCUGCUCCCGCAGCAAACAUCGUUCAAAGCAACCCUCCUGCUGUCUCAUCAAGGCAAUCAAGCGCCGACUACGACACCGCAUACCCCAUCGAGGUCCGCAAGUACCUCCGCACAUACGGCCUGACUCCUCCCGCCGUCGAGAGCUUCGAGACACAAGAAAAGAGAUGCCUCCAGCUCCUCGAGAACAAGCAAAAUCCCAUUGACAAGUACCAAUACCUCACCCACCUGAGAAACACAAACGUCAACCUCUUCUACCGUCUCUUGUCCGGCAACGUCAAGGAGAUCACUCCCGUCAUCUACACUCCCACCGUCGGUGAGGCCUGCCAGAGAUGGUCAGAACUCUACACCCAGCCCGAAGGCAUGUACCUCUCCUUCUCGGACAAGGGCAACCUCCACUCCAUCAUCCAGAACUGGCCCCACAACGUCGAGAUCACCGUCGUCACUGACGGCUCUCGUAUCCUUGGUCUUGGUGACCUUGGUAUCAACGGCAUGGGUAUCCCUGUCGGCAAGCUUGCUCUCUACACUGCCUGCGCUGGUAUCAGACCCGAUGCUACUCUCCCCCUGACCCUCGACUUGGGCACCAGCAACGAGCAGCUCCGCAACGACCCUCUCUACAUGGGCAGCAGACGCGACAAGGUCACCGCCGAUGAGGAGCGUGAGUUCCUUGACGAGCUCAUGGCUGCCCUCACCGAGCGCUGGCCCGGCAUCGUCAUCCAGUACGAGGACUUCAAGAACCCCUUCCCUUCGCUCGAGCGCUACCAGAACACCUACACCAUGUUCAACGACGACAUCCAGGGCACCGGUGCUGUCAUCCUCGGUGGCUUCAUCAACGGUGUCAAGCAGUCCAAGGUUGCCGCCGCUGACCAGCGUGCUGUCUUCUUCGGUGCUGGCUCUGCCGGUGUUGGUGUUGCCAAGCAGCUCGUCGAGUUCUUCAUGAACGAGGGUCUCACCGAGGACCGAGCCAGAAAGUGCUUCUGGUUGGUCGACUCCAAGGGUCUCAUCACCAACGACCGUGGCGACAAGCUUGCCGAGCACAAGCUCUACUUCUCUCGUGACGACAACGAGGGCCAGCAGUACAAGACCCUCGAGGACGUCAUCGAGUACGUUAAGCCCACCAUUCUUAUGGGUCUCUCCACCAUCGGCGGUGCUUUCACUCCUGAGAUCAUCAAGCGUAUGGCUGAGUUGAACAAGAUGCCCGUCAUCUUCCCUCUGUCCAACCCCAGCAGCAAGUCUGAGUGCACCUUCGAGGACGCCAUCAAGUACACUGAGGGCCGUGUCCUCUUCGCUUCUGGCUCGCCCUUCCCUGCUCUUGAGUACAACGGUCAGACUCUUGAGCCCGGCCAAGGUAACAACAUGUACGUCUUCCCCGGCAUUGGACUCGGUGCCAUCCUGUCCAAGGCUGUCAACGUCACUCAGUCCAUGAUCUACGCCUCUGGUAAGGCCCUCUCGGAGUCUCUUCUCCCCGAGGAGAUCGAGAAGAACUGGAUGUACCCUGACAUCCGCCGCAUCCGCGAGGUCAGCGUUGUCGUUACCUGCGGUGUCAUCCGCGCUGCCCAGAAGGCUGGCGUUGACCGCGAGCUCGGUCUCCGCAACAUGGACGACAAGGCCUUGACCGAGUACGUCCAGAAGCGCAUGUACGACCCCUUCGCCGAGGGCAAGAAGGUCCAGGAUGAGGUCAAGGAGCUUGCUUCCCACCUUUCCAAGCUUUAA